CGUGGGAUUCAUAAAUGUAUAUCCAGGAACUCAUUUGGGAAUGGAAUAUGAGUUGAAUGCUACCCAAACUCUGUUGCUAAAGAGAAUAUUUCUUCUAUUUCGCCAGGUAUCUACGAAUGUGCAGAUUAUAGCAAGUGAGAACGGCCUCAACCUGUAUGCGCUUAACGGUUCCAACUCAGCGUGGUUGCAUAUACAGCUGGGUAAAGACUUCUUCAGGAAGAUAGACAUCGGUGUCGACGAGGCAACAUGUGAUCCUCAGGAUGUCAUUAAACAUUGGCUAUUUUCUACUAAGAAUCUAUGCCAAGCACUUAACAUCGUAUCAGCUAUAGGCGCUAGGAAUCAAGGGUACUCCGCGGUAUUCCUUAAGGACGGUUCCAAUACAGAGGAAAACACUGUUAGGGCUACUGUAGCUCUAGAGAAGCUAUUGAUUCGUGAAGAGCAGGAUCAUGGAAAUCUAGUGUCGUUUGUUAUGUGUUGUGCUGAGGAACACAUCCAAAGGUCAUCUAUACUCUGCUAUGAGGAUCACCGGGUCUCGAUACCAGAUGACAUUUGCUGGCAAAACUGGCACUAUAUGCGUAUGCAACCAAGUUUAUUGAACAAGAGCAUUAGUCCAUACUGGUCGCCCUUUGACGAUAUAUCUAUUAGCUACGAUUCUGUAAAGGACCUGGUUACUUUAUCCGUGGUCAAGAGCUCCUUCAGGGUAGGUCGCAAAACCAAGUCAAAGGCCGGUAGACGUGCUGGUAUAUCAGGAAAGAUAACUAUAAAUGGCAGUCAUUUCAUUAAACUUAAGAUAGACGAUGGUAUCCAGACACCAAAUGACGUUGUUAUCUCGUUGAAAGAACUAAUAUCGCUAUCAUCAUUCUCUGACUCUAUAAAGAGUCCGUUAUCACUCGUCAUACGUAAUCCCGGUGACCCAGUAAUCCUUCUGUUUGGUGACGCAGUGGAUAUUGCUGAUAACACUGACGGUGAGAUUAGCAUCCACCAGGUAGUAGCUCAGGCUACUACCCAGAUGGUUGGUGCACCUUAUGAUAACAUAUUAUUAACGAAUCCAAACAAGGCGUGGGCAGGAUCACUUUGGUUAAGCUCUAUGCAACAGCCUGGUGACCCUUCAACAAAUACACUCACUGUAGACACGGGUGGUGAAGCCACUGUUGACCCUGAGGAGUCAGUGCUCAACACAAAUAGCGAAGACACUCCCGUCCCGGAAGAAGAACCGGAAUUACUAAAGGAAGCAACUCCUAAAGCUUCCAAAAAGAAGUCAAAGAAGAAAUCAAAGAAGUCGGAAUCUAGCCCAAAGUCACCAAAGGAGCUGGGUAACACACCAGCUGAAUACCGCCACUUGACUUACUCACAGCGUGAUGAUAUAUACAAAACGAUAUUGCUAGACUUCAUGCCAUCGUCCUGUUACCUCCCUGGAGUCCCUAUUAAUGUAGUUGGAGGCACUCCAAUGGACAGCAGCCAGUAUACCAAAUCUGACAGUGAUUCAUUAUACCAAACUGAUUCCAGGAAUUCAGAUAUACUUUGCAGUCAACUUGCUGGAAUAUGGUAGUCCAAGGUCUGGCUGCAGCCCUUAUGGCGACAUUUAGUCA
Babesia bovis T2Bo is the source of this 1589-nucleotide messenger RNA. RefSeq names its product Rad9 family protein. Gene Ontology annotation, biological process: DNA repair; DNA replication checkpoint signaling; cellular response to ionizing radiation. NCBI's taxonomy places the organism in Eukaryota, Apicomplexa, Aconoidasida, Piroplasmida, Babesiidae. The record is from RefSeq and is a predicted model, not a curated record. The transcript has a single exon. Gene Ontology annotation, cellular component: checkpoint clamp complex. Bases 41 to 1549 code for a protein of 502 amino acids.